This is a messenger RNA of Boeremia exigua, 2287 nucleotides long. RefSeq names its product dual specificity protein phosphatase PPS1. Lineage: Eukaryota; Fungi; Ascomycota; Dothideomycetes; Pleosporales; Didymellaceae. The record is from RefSeq and is a predicted model, not a curated record. Gene Ontology annotation, biological process: protein dephosphorylation; nuclear DNA replication. Bases 120 to 2174 code for a protein of 684 amino acids. Gene Ontology annotation, molecular function: protein tyrosine/serine/threonine phosphatase activity. The transcript has 2 exons.
UGCAUCUCUCGCGCUACCCACAUUCGGCGACUUGAUCUUGUUUAGGAAGGGCAGACCGGCCUUAUCAGCACAUUGCGUCGCGUGCCUUCAACUGCACCGUCGACACUUCAAUCGCAAGCAUGGCAGCUGCAGUGGCAAGAGCGCCGCCUAUGCCAGGUUGCACUUCAACAUCUCCCACGCAUCUCUCGCUCAAUACGUCGACCCGUGGCGCUCCCGUCGCCAUACCCAACAAACAUAUUCCAGUAUGCUCGCCAGGUGGUAUUCCAGCAACACCACCAGCUUCUCCACCGCGAGACGACAUUCGCAUCGACACGUCCUCGAUCACAUAUCCACCGGAGAAGUACUGUACCGAGUUCUGCAAUGAUCCUCCAGUGUACACAAUCACUGCAGACCGGAUGGCAGAGGCUCUGGAAUACAUGGCGACACACCCGCUGCCGAGCCCAGAGCAGGUCUUUCCAUGGCUUCAUGGUUUGCAUGCUGAGAACCAGAUUCAACUUGCCUUCUUCGCUUCUCGUCGCAAAGCCGCCCGCAAGAUUCCCAAUUGCAUUCGCAGCUUGACUAUCGUAAAGACUGGAGGAGAUUUGACUGUAUCAAAGAUGAAGGGUGCCAUUGCAGCUGAGGAGAUCCUUUGCGCAGGUUUAGAUGCUUCGCCCACCUUCAUGGAGUGCGAUCCCCAAGACGGCUUUUCCGUGCGCAACUUUCAAAUCCAAGCAUGCAAGUUAGCCAUGGUCUCCGACAUCAUUGUCUACGGAGAUCAGAAGACACACCCCAAUGACACCAUCGCUCUUGCCAAGAUGAUCUCACAGGCUCAACGAGAGUACGAAGUGCGCAACGAGUUCCCCACUGGCUUGUUCAACACGUUCAUGCUCUCAGAUUCAUUCGGCACCGUGCAAGAGAAACACCCAGAGCUUAUCGCUGUCGACCCUACUGGUCGCGUGACCGGUAACGUCGUCGAUUUCUUUUACUGGGAGCGAUACGAGAUGUGUGACAUGUCAAAGUCGUCCGAGAUCAGCAACAACGUGUUCUUGGGGCCUACACCCGAUUCGGCGCUUCAUCCAGACUGCUUGGGUGAGAACGAAUUUGACGUGCUCAUUGAAGCAACGGACCUUGCACAUGUGCCAGAGUCGCGGUCCUUGCGAACCCUGCGCAUGUCAAUGGAGAAGGUUACACGCAAGUCUGCGUUACACAUGGAGUUUCCAUCAUCUGGUAGCAUCAUGCCGCCCUCCUGGUCUCAUACGGAGGUCGAUGGUUUGAUGGAAACCUGCCGGUGGAUGUACGAUCUUGCCAACCCAUCAGAAGUCCGUCGAUCAAAGCGCAGACGGAGUGACGACGACGAAGCUAUCGAGCUAGAUGAUAUUGCCACGCCACGGAAGUUUCUGAUCCAUUGCACAGAUGGUUACACAGAAACCACCCUGCUUGCACUAGCUUACUUCAUGUACGCGGAAGGCCUUCCGGUUCAUGAUGCUUGGAUCCAGUUGCACAAGGAGAAGGGCCGCAACUUCUUCGCUUACCCUUCCGAUGUUGCACUUCUCACAACCAUCCAGCCACGUAUCUUGCAGGAGUCACCAAAGUUUAACAAGAGUGUCUUCAAUCUUGCCGAGCCACAGUGGCUGUCCAAGAUCGACGGCAGUUUGCCUAGUCGGAUCCUGCCAUACAUGUACCUGGGCAAUUUGGGCCAUGCCAACAACCCAGAAUUGCUCAAGGAAUUGGGUAUCACAAGGAUCUUGAGUGUCGGUGAAGCCCUGUCCUGGCCAGAUGACGCCAAGACACAGCUUCAAUGGCCCGAUAAGAACUUUCUGAUGGUAGACAAAGUUCAAGACAAUGGUGUUGAUCCCUUGUGGAACGAGUUCGAGCGCUGUCUUAAGUUUAUCGAAGCUGGAAAGGCUGCUGGCGAAGCCACACUUGUGCACUGCCGUGUAGGUGUGUCUCGAUCAGCGACGAUCUGCAUCGCAGAAGUCAUGAAAGAGAUGAAUUUGUCAUUUCCCCGUGCCUACUGCUUUGUCAGAGCACGACGACUGAAUGUCAUCAUUCAACCGCAUCUUCGAUUCACCUACGAACUUCUUAAGUGGGAAGAGUAUCAGCGUCAGAGACGCAACGAGCCUCUUCGCCGCGAGCUUGAGUGGGCAACCGUCGCGCGCGAGAUCGCGCUGAUGAACAAGCCCUACUCUAGAUGACCUUACGACCUGUAUCCAACAUGAUUUACGACCAACCUGUGUACGACCACUACACGCACGCCGCCCACGGAAUGUGGGCUUUAUUAGCACACCAAGCGAUGUUGCAAUGUUCU